AUGGAAGGCAAACAUGACCAACAACGUACCAAGACAUCCGUGGAAGUUAAAGGUGACACACAACGUACCAAGACAUCCGUGGAAGUCAAACCUGACACACAACGUACCAAGACAUCCAUGGAAGGCAAACAUGACCAACAACGUACCAAGACAUCCGUGGAAGUUAAAGGUGACACACAACGUACUCAGACAUUCGUGGAAGUCAAACAUGACACACAACGUACCAAGACAUCCGUGGAAGUCAAAGGUGACACACAACGUACCAAGACAUCCAUGGAAGGCAAACAUGACCAACAACGUACCAAGACAUCCGUGGAAGUUAAAGGUGACACACAACGUACUCAGACAUUCGUGGAAGUCAAACGUGACACACAACGUACCCAGACAUCCGUGGAAGUCAAACGUGACCAACAACGUACCCAGACAUCUGUGGAAGUCAAACGUGACACACAACGUACCAAGACAUCCGUGGAAGUCAAACGUGACACAAAACAUACCCAGACAUCCGUGGAAGUCAAACGUGACACACAACGUACCCAGACAUCCGUGGAAGUCAAACGUGACACAGAAUGUACCCAGACAUCCGUGGAAGUCAAACGUGACACAGAAUGUACCCAGACAUCCGUGGAAGUCAAACGUGACACACAACGUACCCAGACAUCCGUGGAACUCAACGGUGACACACAACGUACCCAGACAUCUGUGGAAGUCAAAGGUGACACACAACGUACCCAGACAUCCACGGAAAUCAAACCUGACACACAACGUACCCAGACAUCUGUGGAAGUCAAACGUGACACACAACGUACCCAGACAUCCACGGAAAUCAAACCUGACACACAACGUACCCAGACAUCCGUGGAAGUCAAACCUGACACACAACGUACCAAGACAUCCAUGGAAGGCAAACAUGACCAACAACGUACCAAGACAUCCGUGGAAGUUAAAGGUGACACACAACGUACCAAGACAUCCGUGGAAGUCAAACCUGACACACAACGUACCAAGACAUCCAUGGAAGGCAAACAUGACCAACAACGUACCAAGACAUCCGUGGAAGUUAAAGGUGACACACAACGUACUCAGACAUUCGUGGAAGUCAAACAUGACACACAACGUACCAAGACAUCCGUGGAAGUCAAAGGUGACACACAACGUACCAAGACAUCCAUGGAAGGCAAACAUGACCAACAACGUACCAAGACAUCCGUGGAAGUUAAAGGUGACACACAACGUACUCAGACAUUCGUGGAAGUCAAACGUGACACACAACGUACCCAGACAUCCGUGGAAGUCAAACGUGACCAACAACGUACCCAGACAUCUGUGGAAGUCAAACGUGACACACAACGUACCAAGACAUCCGUGGAAGUCAAACGUGACACAAAACAUACCCAGACAUCCGUGGAAGUCAAACGUGACACACAACGUACCCAGACAUCCGUGGAAGUCAAACGUGACACAGAAUGUACCCAGACAUCCGUGGAAGUCAAACGUGACACAGAAUGUACCCAGACAUCCGUGGAAGUCAAACGUGACACACAACGUACCCAGACAUCCGUGGAACUCAACGGUGACACACAACGUACCCAGACAUCUGUGGAAGUCAAAGGUGACACACAACGUACCCAGACAUCCGUGGAAGUCAAACAUGACACAAAACGUACCCAGACAUCCGUGGAAGUCAAACGUGACACACAACGUACCCAGACAUCCGUGGAAGUCAAAGGUGACACACAACGUACCAAGACAUCAAUGGAAGUCAAACGUGACCAACAACGUACCCAGACAUCUGUGGAAGUCAAAGGUGACACACAACGUACCCAGACAUCCGUGGAAGUCAAACAUGACACAAAACGUACCCAGACAUCCGUGGAAGUCAAACAUGACACACAACGUACCAAGACAUCUGUGGAAGUCAAAGGUGACACACAACGUACCCAGACAUCCGUGGAAGUCAAACGUGACCAACAACGUACCCAGACAUCUGUGGAAGUCAAAGGUGACACACAACGUACCCAGACAUCCUUGGAAGUCAAACAUGACACACAACGUACCAAGACAUCCGUGGAAGUCAAACGUGACACACAACGUACCAAGACAUCCAUGGAAGUCUAA
Molecule: messenger RNA, 2118 nt
Organism: Haliotis rufescens (red abalone)
Lineage: Eukaryota; Metazoa; Mollusca; Gastropoda; Lepetellida; Haliotidae
Product: cylicin-1-like
Exons: 1
Coding region: 1-2118 (705 amino acids)
Source: RefSeq, a predicted model, not a curated record